GAAACAUGGCGUCCACUCCAGAAAGUGUUGAGUUUGCACAGUAUGUGUCACGAAACAAUUCCGCUAAGGUUGUACAACAGUUGCAGACAUGUUUCUUCCGCUAAAUGUGAUCAUUGUCAACUGAAAUGAGCAUAGUGAGAAUUUUUUAUAUCCAUGGAAAUCAGUCAUCUGUAUUGAUUUUUUGACAGUUGGCAACAAGGAAAAUCUUCAUAUUCAUUAGAAUUUAUGGUUGACAAUAUGUCAAUUGUCAAAGUAUGGAUAAAUUUAUAAUUAUUUUAGUAAACAAAUUAAAUGUCGGUUAUUUAUAGUUAUAGUGCAGAAUUUUUUGGUGUUGAGUUCCUUUUUCAGGUAAUAUUUCAUUGAUCAAAUGACAAUCUUUAAUUUCGUCAGCAAAAAUUCGGUCGAACCUUAAGUUGAAAAAAUUUAUCAAAUGAAGUGGUUUCAUUUAAUUGCUAUUACUUCGAUCUAUAUUUACUGAGAUUAAUAGACACCUAAAACGAAUCUUAUAUUUUUCAAAUAGUCGCUGAUAAUGUUUGAAUACCUAAGCGUUCGAUAAUCUUGCAACUGACAGAAUUGACCAAACAUUGCGACGUCGCGAAAAUCGGCGUAUUACAUUAAAUUUUGGUAAAUAUUUUUAAACAUAAUCAGAAAAGUUAAAGAAUAAUUGUUUUAAUUGUUAUUGAAUCUUUUUUAUUCUAACAUUAAUUGGUGUUUAAAGAAAUCACCGACGGAGGUUGGCAAACUUUUGUUAUGUGUGCGCCGCCUCUUCAAAUAUUGAUUUUGGGCUGGCCAAACGUCUGGCAGUUCAAAGAAAAUUGUGUUCUUGCUUUAACACACGCAAGAAAUUAUCGUUGUGUAGAUACCUUCAACUUAAUUUUUAUGAAAAUUAAUUUCUUAUUAUAACUAAGCCAUCCAUUUGGUAAUAUGAAAAUAUUUAUAAUGGUUCUUCUUGGUGUUUUCUGACUAUUGAUUCAUGUUGAAUGUAAUUAUGUUAUAAGUGUCAGUGAAUGUUAAAUGUUGUUAAUGAUUCAUAAAUAUAUAACUUUAUUUUUACUUUGGAGUACAGCUGAAGUUUGGUAAGAUCAUUUUUAUUUUACCACAGAAAUGGAAAGCAACUAUAGCCAGUUUACCUGAAGAUUAUGGCAUUUAAAAUUAUAAAUUCAAAAUAGCAAUGACCAGUUUGACUUUAGCAUUAGAUAAUAUUGAUGUUACUGAAAAUACAGAACAAAUUAGUAAAUUAUUUCCAAAGUGCAGACCAAGAAGUGAUAUUAACUUAAAUCCGAUCAUUGUCUCUGGAAGAGACCAUGAAUGUAAUGAGAAUACAGAAAAUACUGUCAUGAGUGCCGACAGCGAAAAUGAUAGGAUCAUUGAAAUUGCUGGAGGACGAGAAAUAUAUUCCCAGAGUCGAAGUAAAGCAUUAAGAAAAUCUAGAAAUUCUCUAGCGGUUGAAGAUGGGGAAAAAAAGGUCCAGAAAUCGCCUUUGAGGCAAGGCGUAUGGGAAUUACGUGCACGGAACGAAACGAAAAAGUCACAAAAUUCCCGAGAUUAUACCGAGACAGUAUUUUCGUCCGAAGUAUGUUCAGUGGCUCACGAGAAAAAUGCCGAGGGUGCUACAGAUAAAUCUAGUCCAAUAAAAAUGACGUUGCCCGGAGAAGUAGUAGUUUUCGACGACAUUGGUGAAAACUGGCAUGUUGAUGAAAAUAAAAAGAUACAGAAGGAACAUUUACACACUGCCACAAAUGUUUUCAAUACCGGUGAUACUGAUAGCGAAAAAGUUACCAAAGUAAUAGGAAAUUUACCUAUCGCUGUUUAUGAAGGUUCCCCUAGACGAUAUGGACAAAGAAAUACCGAAUCAAAUUAUUCACACCCGCAGCUUCCUAGUGCACAAAGUUUGUUGGCUUCACCUAGUGUUUAUCCGCCUCGACCUGGCUUUCCACAAAGGGUCGUCAGUACUCCUAGUCCAGUAGAAAAUGAUUCCAAUGUAAAUAAUGAAAACCAUUCCUCAAUUAUAAAAUAUGUUUCUCCGAAUUCAACAACAACAUCUACUUUUGAUUACUUAUAUGAGUUUUCGGAAACUAGAAAAGUACUAGAAGAAUUUUUUAAAUGUCCUCCAACUGAUGAAGAAAAUCGGCUGGAGGUAGAAUUUCAAGAUUUAGAAUACGAAUUAAGGAGACAGGCUAGUGAUUCUGGUAAUUCAUAUGUUGGACAAAGAUUAGCUAAAACCUUACCAGAAGAAAAUGAAUUUUGUGUUCGGAUAGAUAGUCCUAGAAAGUGUAUGAACACUAAUCUAACUAAUCUUGGGCAGGAUCAUGACAUAACGGAGCAUGAGAACAAUUUUUUAGAUCUAUCUAUUGGUACCGGAUCUAGUGGUGAUUUAGGAGAAACUGAGGUAGGUUUACAAGUAGGACAUAGUAGGAAUUUUACUCUUUCUCCGGAAACAACAGACUGUGACUCUAAUUGUGGAGAUUUAGAUAGUGAAGCGUCUUUAAUGUUAAUGGAAACUGACAUGGGACCUUCUGGUGGCCUCUUAGGAUCAAAUACAGACUUAGUUAUUCCUAGUGAUUCGUUACGCUUAUACUCUAGUAUGCCUGUAUUAGAAGAUGGUUUAUCAUCCGGACAUGCUAGUGAUACAGAUAAUAAUAACCCAACUGUAAUGCUCAUGAAGCGACAAAUAACUGAAAUAGAAAGGGAAAUCAAUCAAGGAAUUUGUAAAUCAAAUUCUACUAAAAUUAAUGAAAAUGGUUUGUCUCCAAAAAACGAAAUACGUAAUGUAUCUUCUAUUGAUAUUAAUGGUUGUGUUAGUAGCUUUGAAGAACCUAUGACGAUAUCUCAAACAGAUUCACUUGAAAAAACACCUCCUCCUCCUGCUCCUGCGCCUCAUCGCCCAAUGCAAGGAGAAAAAACAAACGAUGUUGAAGCAGCUCUAAAAGAUAUUAGGUUAACUCUACAAAGGACAAAAACGCUACCAUUACAGCGUCAUCCUGAAGAAGGUGACGAAGAAAAUGCAACUAGCCCUAUUUGGGUGCCCAGGCAAAGGGGUCUUUCAAAUGCAAGUGGAGAUUCAGAGAGGAAGUUUAAUAGUGGAGGGGAAGAAGAGGAAAAUGACACCGAUUUAGAAACAGACCGACUUCUUGGCCAACAAAGGACUGACGAUCAGGGUUUUUACGAUGAUAAGGGUUGGAGAAAACCUAAAAGUCGGACUAUAAUGCCUCCGAUAAGCCUAGCAAAUCCUAAAAUUUUAAAUAGUGUGGAUGAUGGUACCCUUCCUUUAGUCCCUUCUGAAACACAAAUUUCUGAUCCUCCCUCCCCGACAGCUGCCUCAGAAAAAAGCCAAUCGCCUCAAAGUCAAAAAGGAUCGGUGUCUUCAAAUAAAAUUAAAAAGGAAAAAGAUAACAAAAAGAAAGGCAGGAAUAAAGAAGAUGUGAUCCAACGUUCAGUGUUGAUAGAAGGAGUUCUCUUUCGAGCAAGAUAUUUGGGAUCUACCCAACUCGUAUGCGAAGGCCAACCAACUAAAACCACAAGAAUGAUGCAAGCAGAAGAAGCUGUUUCUAGGAUAAAGGCACCUGAUGGAGAGAGUCAGCCCAGUACAGAAGUAGAUUUAUUUAUUUCCACAGAGAAGAUUAUGGUACUCAAUACAGAUUUAAAAGAAAUCAUGAUGGAUCAUGCGUUGAGGACAAUAUCUUAUAUAGCAGAUAUCGGUGAUCUAGUUGUAUUAAUGGCAAGGCGGCGUUUUGUACCUCAUGAAAUGGAAGAUGCUCCAAAAAUCAACCGCACUCCUAAAAUGAUCUGCCAUGUUUUUGAAAGCGAGGAAGCUCAAUUUAUCGCACAGUCUAUUGGACAAGCGUUUCAGGUAGCUUAUAUGGAAUUUUUGAAGGCUAAUGGAAUUGAAGACCACAGUUUUGUUAAAGAAAUGGAUUAUCAAGAAGUUUUAAAUUCCCAGGAAAUAUUUGGUGACGAAUUGCAAAUGUUUGCGAAAAAAGAAAUGCAAAAAGAAGUUGUGGUUCCGAAAGCGAAAGGUGAAAUUCUGGGAGUAGUUAUUGUAGAAUCGGGAUGGGGCUCAAUGUUACCGACAGUUGUGAUAGCUAAUUUGGCCCCAGCUGGGGCAGCGGCACGAUGUGGUCAACUAAAUAUUGGUGAUCAAAUCAUAGCGAUUAAUGGGGUCAGCUUAGUUGGACUUCCAUUAUCGACAUGCCAAACAUACAUCAAAAAUUCCAAGAAUCAAACAGUAGUUAAAUUAACUGUAGUACCUUGUGCUCCUGUGGUUGAAGUAAAAAUUAAGCGACCAGAUACUAAAUAUCAACUUGGGUUUAGUGUACAGAAUGGGGUGAUUUGCAGUUUACUUAGGGGUGGUAUAGCAGAAAGAGGAGGUGUGCGAGUGGGACACCGGAUAAUUGAAAUUAAUAACCAAAGUGUCGUGGCGGUACCUCAUGAAAAAAUUGUAAAUUUAUUGGCCACUUCUGUAGGGGAAAUUCUAAUGAAAACAAUGCCGACUUCCAUGUUCCGUUUGCUUACUGGUCAAGAAAAUCCUGUAUACAUCUAAGUUGAUAUUAACCAAGGUUCGAAAGUGCCUACUUGUAGUUGAUAUUGAACUGUCCUUGGGAAUUGUUUUAGUUUUGAUCGUGCUUGAGUCGCAGAUCAAUAUAUUUUUUAUUGUUAGAAUAAGUUCAACAGACUGAAGACAAUACAAGCAAAGAACUGCGCUCUGCACAAAUCUUUUUGCGCUGAGCUUUCGUGAUAGACCAUAUCUCUGCUUUGUCGCGUAAUUCGUUCUAUCAUUUUAGCUAAUAUGAAUGAAAAGUUUCGUUGUCUUGGGUGUAAUGUUUACUUUUUUUGAUUAAAGUGUAUAUGUGAAUCGCCCAGACCUUAUCACCAGUCUUGAAAUUUAUAUAUUCAUGUUGAUUAGCAUUAAGAAAUAAAACUCACUUUUUUUACAAUCAUAUAUUUAUCAAGAAAGUGUUUUACAUUAUGUGUCUCUUUGAAAUGUUCAAGAUAAAAAGGGAUUUUUUCAACUGUAAAUAUUAAUUUUAUUCUUCUGAGCUGCUCACAUAUACUUUAUGAAAAAAGAUGGUAGCCAUUGAAUUCAUUUCAAUUAAAAAUCGUUUGGUUUCCACAUCAAGCUGAUUAAGUAGUGGAAGUGAGAACUAAUAUAUAUUUAAUAGUUUUAUUUUUUUUCUAUGCAAAGUGUCGAACAUCUGUGAAUUAAUCUUAACAGUAUAAACGGAAAUUGGUUUAAUAAUUUUUUCAAAUCUUAAGUUAUUUUGAGAAUGAAAGAUUUCACACUAUAUAUAUAUAUAUAUAUAUAUAUAUAUAUAUAUAUAUAUAUAUAUAUAUAUAUAUAUAUGUAUAAACAACUAAAGUACUUAUUAAGCCUAAGACAAUUUCAACUUUCGUGCACUCUCUUUCAGAAACUGCAUUGCUCAAAUUAAGCGUUGUGAAUGAAAAAAGUCUUGUCCAAUUCAUAUUAUAUAUAAUGUUUUUUUUAUAACAGAUAUAGCUCAUUCUAUGAAAUACGUUGCUACAAAAAUUAUCCAGAUCAGUUCAAUCUGAAAGUUGUGUUUGAAAGUUGUAUAAUUUUAUCAAAGGAAGUGAUAAAUAAGUACAAUUUAGAGGACUUAACAGUUGAAGUGUGAACCAAUAAACUUCAGUUUUGACACUUUUUUUUAUUGCACCAUCCAGUAAUCAUAAUUGUUAUUUUACACAUUGUCUUUUGAACAUAAAAAUGAAAUUAAAAUUACGCUGUAAUGACAAAUAGUGAAUUCUGAGGAAAUCAAUAUAAUAAGCUCUCUGGUGUAAACAAAUUCGCUAUUAAAUUUAAUAUACCAUAUUGGUGAGUAGAAAAUUGAUCGUCGAAAAACUUCUUUAUAAUAAUAACUUUUCCUAUUCAUCAACUGUUUUUCACAUAAAAAGAAACUCAAUCAUUGCAUUACAAAUAUUUAGAGUAAAUGAAAUCUAGUUGUAUUCAAUUAAAUUGAAUAAUUUAGUUUUUAUAUAUUUUUCGUGAAUAUUUUGAUAAAGUUCGAAGUAGGUCGAAACGUUAAUUAUUAUACAUUAUUUUAAACUGAUUUUAAUACAAAAGAGACCUAAAAGCAAGUAAUUUAUUUCUGAAAUGUAUAUUAUCUUUUCUCUACAGGAUUACAAGUACAAAAAAAUGUUUUCUUAUUAUUAUAUCAGAUUCAAGAUACAGAAACAGUUGGGAUUUUGUUAUGAAGACUUGGAAUUUUGGCAGAAUUAUUGUUUUUUUUUUAAUCAAAUGCAAAAACCUAAAAUUAACAUAAGCAGAAACACUAAGAGUUUUUAUCAGAUGGUUGUCACAAUUCAUAAAUUAAAUGAUCGUAUAAAAUAAUAUCAGUAGUAAUUAUUUUUAGCGACAAAAUUUUUAAAAAUAAGCUUUUUUUCUGAUAUUUUUUUGAGAUUCUCAAAUACCGUUUUUUCUUAUUAGAGUUCACUUUAUACAAAAGGUUUUCAAUUUCUUUCGCAUUUUUUAUGACGUUGCAACAUUUCUAAAAUAUCAAAAUGAAAAUAAAGAAUAGCGGUUAUGCGAAUUAUUGAUAUUUUAUUAUUCUAUAAUACAAUUGUACUAUUGUUGCGUUUUCAAUCUCGGCGUAGAACUAUUUAAGUUUAUUGGUCCAGUACUUAAAACAAUUACUUCCUUUUCUAAACAUCAAACUUUUACCUAAAAUGACUGCGUUACAACUAUAUAUUCGUUAUUGUGAAUGUGAAAAGCAUACCAAAGACUGUUGGUUGGCUUGAAAAAUAUGUCAUCUAAGUCUUGUAACCACUGAAUGGUUCUAUCUGUAUUUUCGUUUUGAAACAUUUUUCAUGAUAAUUUUUUAGCAAUAAACUAUAUUUCAUCAUCUCAUUACUUAUUUUAAUUUUGUUUCAAUGAAAUUUGAGUCUUGUUCAUAAAUUUCCCAACAAUCAUUUAACAACGCUCUGUAGAUGUAGUGAUAUGAAUAGCUACUUCUCGCAAUUGCUGGUUUGUUUUAAAAAAAGUUGAAAUCUGAACUUCCCUUAGACAAAUUCCGUCAUGUAAAUGUUAUUAUUAUUUUAUUAUGUAUGUAGAAAAUAUGGGUUUAUUUUAAUUUAAUUAAUUUAAUAAAUAUAUAAUAGUAACGAUUUAUUUAUAAUCGUCAAUGUUGGAUAAGAAUUUAUAUUGUUUUUGUUCCAACUUAUUAUGGUCAACUCAAGUCAAUUUAGAAAUAAAUAGUAACAAAAUAAAAAUAUACUCUCCUCAAUAAUUCACAACCUUAACGCAUAAUUCUAAUGUUAAGAGAUUAUGCAAUGAACUGAGCAAAAAGUUGAUGGAGAAAGAAUCGAAAUUGGAGAAAUAUGAAAAUAAUCUAUUUUCUAAUUUCACCUAGAUUGUCAUGCAUGAAAAGAGAAUUCUCUUCUACAAAAGGGAUUGAAAGGUACGACUUGUGUUGAUAAUACUUCAAUCAUAUACCUGUGAAUAUUAAGACGACCUCUUCCAAUUACCACCUCGUCGGUGUGGCCCUCCAUUUUAAUACCACCACAUACCACUUUAAGUAUACUUUGGUUGUAUGUAACUAUUCUUUUGUCUAAUGAAACACAUCGAUCAGUGCCAAUUAGCAACAUAUGGACUCAUCUGAGAACAUUACAUUCGGCCAAAAUUAUUUUUAAAAAAGUGCUCUUUGAUGUGUUGGAGUUAUCAGCGGUUUGGUUGCAGGCACUGUGGGCCUCAAAUCACACUCUUAAAUCGUUAUUGAGUCAUUGCUUAUUUCUUAUUGAUAGCACCACACAAAGUCAUACAAGGCGAAGUUGUCUUAAAAAACCUUUACCUUAACUCUCGAAGUUAAUCCUAAUAUGCAAUAGUUAUAUGCCCAUGGCCUUAACCAGGUCCUCGUUGAUGUUUUCUCGUCCCUUAAAACCUUUUUUUAUCAAGUUACAGGUCGUGUACUUAGGUAAAAAGAUUUCAAAAUAGACCAUUUAUUUCAUUUUAGUAAUUUUACAUGUUUUACAAUACAUCAGCCAAAACUAUUAAAAGUCCUUAUACAUCAUCAAAAAUAACUUUUUUGAGGGAACAAAUUUAGCUAGAAAAAGAAACUAAUUAUACUUUAAUUUUGCAAUAUAGAGAACUCCAUGUUGUUUCUAUUUAUAUUGAAAGAUAAUGUUUAAAAACAUUUUUUUCCAGUUUAGCAUUAGCAUUAAGUUCCUCGCAUUAGAAGGAACUGGUGGUUUGUUCAUGAAAAAUGUGUUCAAAACUAUUCUUUGGGUUCUAGAAAUCCUAUAAUUGCUGCAUAAUUUAACAUUUGCUUCACACUGUGUCUACAUUUAAAAAUGAUAUUAUUUAAUAAAGAGCUAACCACUUG
Molecule: messenger RNA, 8330 nt
Organism: Diorhabda carinulata
Lineage: Eukaryota; Metazoa; Arthropoda; Insecta; Coleoptera; Chrysomelidae
Product: amyloid-beta A4 precursor protein-binding family A member 2
Exons: 17
Coding region: 1172-4540 (1122 amino acids)
Biological process (GO): chemical synaptic transmission
Cellular component (GO): cytoplasm; plasma membrane; dendritic spine
Molecular function (GO): protein binding
Source: RefSeq, a predicted model, not a curated record